Molecule: messenger RNA, 1077 nt
Organism: Solanum verrucosum
Lineage: Eukaryota; Viridiplantae; Streptophyta; Magnoliopsida; Solanales; Solanaceae
Exons: 2
Coding region: 1-1077 (358 amino acids)
Source: RefSeq, a predicted model, not a curated record
AUGACACUUGUUUUAAGAUAUGUUAACAAAGAAGGAGAAGUGAUAGAACGAUUUGUUGGUAUUAUUCAUGUUAGUGAUACAUCUGCCUGUUCAUUAAAGGAAGCAAUAUACUCUUUUCUUUCAGAUCACUCAUUAAGUCCAUCGCAAAUACGUGGGCAAGGUUAUGAUGGAGCUAGCAAUAUGCAAGGACAUCUAAAUGGUCUUAAAACUUUGAUUUCAAAUGAGACUCCAUCGGCAUAUUGCAUUCAUUGUUUUGCCCACCAAUUGCAGUUAACACUAGUGGCUCUUGCAAAGAAGGAUUCAAAUGUAGAUGACUUUUUUUGCUUAGUUACUAAUGUGUUAAAUAUUGUUGGAGCAUCUUUUAAGCUCAGGGAUUUACUUCGAAAACACCAAGCUGAACAGUUAGAGGAGUUGCUCAUAUCAGGGGAAGUGCAUAUUGGAACAUUAGAUAAUCUUAUUGUUCUAUUUCCAUCAGUUAUUCAUGUGCUUGAAUUUACUGGAUGUGAGUGUCCAAACUAUACUGAUAGACUUCUUGCUAAAACUCUUAUGGAUACGAUUAAGAAGUUUGAUUUUGCCUUUAUGCUGCACUUGACGUGGAAAGUUCUUAUGAUGACAAAUGAAUUGAACUUCUCAUUACAAAGGAUGGAUCAAGAUAUUGUCAAUGCUAUGAGAUUUCUUGCUCUUACAAAGCAAAGAUUACAAAAUAUGAGGGAUAAUGAAUUCGAAUCAUUAAUGGAUGAUGUCUCUUCUUUUUGUGAUAAACAUGAUAUAGUCAUUCCAGAGAUGGAUGCUAGCUACUUUCCUGGGAAGUCAAAGCGUAAAACUCUUGAUGUUACAUAUUCUCAUCAUUUGCGUGUUGAAAUAUUUUAUGUUGUUAUUGAUUUGCAUCUUCAAGAGCUUAAUAAUCGUUUUGAUGCUGUGAGUACUGACUUACUUCUCGGUAUGACUAGUUUGAAUCCAGUUAAUUCAUUUGGUAGUUUUGAUAAGGGCAAGAUAAUGAGGUUGGCUGAAUAUUAUAUGAAUGAGUUGGCAGCAACAAGCUUUGGGAUCUUAGUUUUCAGCUUGAUAGCUUUAUAG